UGACUGAGCAACCAUAGUGACAGGAGCCAAAGCAGCAGCGCAGGUUGUCCCCGUUUCCCCUCCCCCUUCCCUUCUCUGGUUAACUACCCGGGUCCCCUACACUCCACAGUCCCGGUCCCCGUCAUGUCCCAGAAACUAGAAGAAGAGAACCCUGCGGAGGAGACCGGCGAGGAGAAGCAGGACACGCAAGAGAAAGAAGGUAUUCUCCCUGAGAGAGCUGAGGAGGCAAAGCUAAAGGCCAAAUAUCCAAGUCUAGGACAAAAACCUGGAGGCUCUGACUUCCUCAUGAAGAGACUUCAAAAAGGGCAAAAGUACUUUGACUCAGGAGACUACAACAUGGCCAAAGCCAAGAUGAAGAAUAAGCAGCUGCCGAGUGCAGGACCAGACAAGAACCUGGUGACUGGUGACCACAUCCCCACCCCACAGGAUCUGCCCCAGAGAAAGUCCUCACUCGUCACCAGCAAGCUUGCGGGGUAACCUGGGACCCCUUCCCUCCCCUUCCUCACCCUCUGGACUCUUAUAUAUUGUAGGCAGGGAUGGAAUGGGCACAUAGUCACAUCUUCUCAGCGUGCUAGCUAGGAAGGACUUGAGAUUCUGCUGGGGGAUACUGAGAAGGUAAUGUAGGUUGAAGAGGGGCUCUGAGUUUGUUUCUUAGUGGCUGAGACUUCCAUACCCUCACUGUAGCCCAGGUAGGUGCCCAGAAAUAGGAAAGACUAGGAUUGGAUAAUGCUGCAUACUUUUUCUUUUGUGAGAAACUGGAAAGAGAUGAUUUCUCCUUUUUAAAAGAGAAUGUCUCCAGAUUGGGAAUAAUGUGGCAGGUUUAACAUCCUAAGACUAACCUGACAUAGUUGGGAAAGGUAGAUUGAGACAUGUUUUCUGUGCUUCUAAGUGUUUUGUCCCGUUAGGCUGCUAUUGCUUCAUGUUUUCAUUAUGGGAGGUUUAGAGAACCCGCAAAAAGGAAAACCGAUUUGCUUGCCUACGACUAUAGUGCCCACUUAACCUCCUUUAUUUAGUAUCUCUUACAGUUUGUCCUGGCUUGCAAAUGAUGUAAACUUUGACGAACAUUUCUGAUGGAAAAUGGGCACCUACUCUCUCUCUUCCAGCAUGUUACUUUUGAAAGUUUUGUUGAGUAGUGGAUCUAAGAGCACUGAUUCAGGAGUCAGAGAUGUUUGGAUUCUAGUUUGACUCAGUGUUGGCAGACUGUUGUAUAACUUGGUAACGUCAUUCAGCCUCUCAGCAUUUCUGUUUCCUCAUCUGUAAAAUAGUUAAAUAUGUAUAAGACUGAUUUGAUCCUAAAAUUCUGUAUCUGCCAGCAGAAAAACUUUGUGCUAGUUCAUCAUAAAACCAAAAGUGAGAA
Messenger RNA from Marmota flaviventris (yellow-bellied marmot), 1357 nucleotides. Lineage: Eukaryota; Metazoa; Chordata; Mammalia; Rodentia; Sciuridae. The record is from RefSeq and is a predicted model, not a curated record.